Molecule: messenger RNA, 696 nt
Organism: Symbiodinium sp. CCMP2592
Lineage: Eukaryota; Dinophyceae; Suessiales; Symbiodiniaceae
Source: the annotation of a GenBank genome assembly
AUGCUGGCUCUGGCGCAGAUGCGGGAUGAUUUCAACAAGUCCAGUUUUUGCGAGACGAUGAGCUCUGCUCACGCAUGCUCUGCGGCCAUGGAGGAUUUUCUGUCCUCGGACACCGUGGCUGACCUUGCCUUUGGCCACUGCCUGCGAAGCCACCGGUUGAGGCAAGCAAAGACGGAUGCUACGGUGGGCAGCUAUUGCCAGCGCUUUCAAGGUGUUCUCAGUGCAGCGGUGAAAGCAUCUGACACCAUUGACAGGCUUCGUGAGUGCUACAUGAUGGAGCUGGAGCAGAAAUCACACAAGUCAUCCACGGCACAAGGUGUCGCGACCAAGGGAACGCAGAUCCCGCAACAAGUUCCGGCUCCCCAGUCGCAGGUGCAGCAGCUUCCAGCUGUGCAGCCCCAGGUGCGGCAUUGUCCGUCGAGCUCAUUUCUUCGUUCUAUGCAUCCGCAACUGUUGGCAACAACUCGUACUUUUUCCAAUGCUUUACAUUCUCGCGCGCAAACUGAUGCAGUAGCAACAAUGCUUUGCCAACUGCUGCCAGCAAACCGUACUGCUUCCAUACAACUGUUGGUCACAAGCCGUACUUUGAGCGAUGCUGUUCAUUCGAGCACAAACUAUCGACAACAAAUCGUACUUCUUCCAAUGCUGUACACUCUAGCACAAACUGUUGGCGAUGCGCUGUACUUCUGGCAGUGA